This is a messenger RNA of Porites lobata, 5518 nucleotides long. The record is from the annotation of a GenBank genome assembly. NCBI's taxonomy places the organism in Eukaryota, Metazoa, Cnidaria, Anthozoa, Scleractinia, Poritidae.
AUGUUACGAGAUUUUUUCAAAAAGUUCAAGAGGAGUGAUCUGGACAUAAAGAAGGUCCCAGAUGUCACUUUUAUCGGUGACGAAGGGAUCGAUGCCGAGGGCUUGACCAAAGAGUUUUUCACCUUGGUAAUGAAUGCUUUGACUAGUGGCACCGGGGGCCACAUAAUGUUCGAAGGAGGAAGUGACCACCUGGUGCCAGUCAUCAGUGAAGAGUGUUACCAAAGUGGUUACUUCAGAUUCGCGGGACAGCUUAUUGCCAUGUCAGUGCUCCACAGGGGUAUUGACAUAGGAGGGUUAUCUGGGGCCCUUACAAUAUACAUGGUCACAGACGUUGUGGAACUAGCAAGCUGCAAUCUCUUAAUCGAUGUCCCUGACCACUGUGUGCAACAGGCUCUUAUGGAGGUACAUGUACUGUUAGAUAAGUAACAUUUUCGUAUGAAACUUCUUAAAAUUUAGGACAGGAGAAGGCUCUAUAACAGAAACACAUUUUAUGUGAAUCCACAGCAGGGGGGAUGCAUGGAGAGGGGAGCAGGGAGUUCACUGUUCAAGAUAGGAAAACAAGAUACAAACGUGAUACUCUAGUAGCUGGUGCAACUGGAUGUCCCAAAUUUGUGCUGUGGGAGGACAUGGCAGAUAAGGUGACCAAAGUGCUACAAUUUCAAAAAUCUAACAGUUCGAAUUCUCGAUGACACCAAAUAUCUCAAUAGUAAUGAGUCUACAAUAGUAGAAGAAACUGAUGACAUCGAAAUGUGCACAGUAUGUAAACAGUACUCGUUUAGUUUUUUCCUUUGUAUGUGUUAAUAUAUUUAUUCAGUUUAAUAUAUCGAGAAAAGUUGUCUCUGCAUGGCCAGAUAUUUAGUCUAUCUCGCUAUCAACUUGUAAUUUACUUCUUUUUUCCCACAAAUAAAGAUUCAUUGUUCAUAUUGUGAAAUAGAUAUUUUCUUUAGUCUUACUUUAGCUUUUGAAUUGGUUCUUUAUUUAGCCUAAUUCUAUCCAGAUGCUUAGACGUAAACAGUUUUCUUAAUUUUAAGAUUAUCUUAACAUUUUAGUUUAGUUUCCAUUUAAGCAAUAGACUGUAACUACUUAUCUGAGCCGCACUUGGCUUUAAUGUUAGUGGAGGCCCAUAAUAAGAAACUCCGUUUCGGUAUCAUUCAUCUUCAAUCGGUUGGUGAUCAUUUGAAAUUGAUCAUGAGCGAUCCAAGCUUCUAUUACUCUGAGCACUUCAUGUUAAGAUGUCAACAAUGGCUUGAAACGGAAAUGCAGGUGAAUAUCAUCUGCAUUUACAGGGGUUAAUAUCCUAAUGCACCACAGGUUUUCCAAGCUCACUGCAUAAAUUACGGUGUUUUAAUACUGAUUUCUGUGUCACGAAUGACCUAUAUCCAGGGAGCAGCAAUGCUCUUAGGCAUACUUCAUGCUAAGGAAACUGGGAUAAGCUCUGGCUGUUUGGGCCUUAAGCUUGUGUGCGCCAUUACCUACCUUUUUAUAUGCAGACCAGACGACGAUCGAAUAGUAUCCCAUGAUGCACCUCGAUUCAUGUUAUAUUAUCACUGCGUACGUGACACAUUAUGAUCAGUAACCUUCAGCACGCGCGAAGUGAACAUCGAUCGCAGUGCUCGAUGUGGAUGGUUUCCAAACAUGUUUCAGUUCAGCAGCUUCUGCUUUUGAGAUUAUCGAGUUGGCUAAUAUUCACUGUGCUUUAAAGGUGAAUUUCAGCGUUGCUUUGACUGAGAGGGGUUUUACAGGUAUUUCACUGAUCUGAACUACUUGUGCCGCGCUCAGUCGCACUGUAAACACAAAUUAUAAGACUCGCAAUUGAUAAGCUUCGCUAGGUUCACUAGGAGAACCCAGGCCAGAGGAGAACCAAAACUAUGACUGAUCUAUAAAGUGGUUCCAACAAAACAUCCGCUACACUGUGAAGCUAAUUACCAAAGGAUAAUUUAUUACAGCAUCGUGCUGAAAGGAGCUGAAGUUUACAAUGGCAGUUACAAAUAAAAUUUAACCUAUCGAUGCGACAAACAAUUCUCUGAAGCACAGUCUACCCGGUACUGACUCAAGCAAUCUUCAAGGAAAUUUCCUGGCCAGAAUACUGAUCUGUUCUUUUGAAUAAAUAAAGUUUCUGCAUGAUGUUUCUUUUUCAAAUUCUGAGCAGGCUUCAGUUUACGUUGUGCCGGCUUGCACGCUGCGUGGUUCCUUUCUUUGGGUUCUUUUCACACUGAAACACACCGUUAUACACCGCUCCUUCUUCGAAUUAAAAUAAUUAUAGUCAAAUUCCUUUUAAAAAUAACCUCUUUGAAAAUACAAAGUGAUUGCUUCAGCAUAAAGCGCUCUUAAAAGCGCCCAACAGAUUGUAGCCUUCAUCAGGCUUUACACAUAUAUUAUGACACAUGGCGUUGAAAUGUGAUAAAAGAUUCGAAAUUUCAGCCAUCUUUGGUCGACAAAAAAGUCUUCAAAAUGUGGGUACUUCUUGGCCUGUACAAUAUUCAGGACUUCAUUUUGCUGGCGUGAGGUCCACAUUUGUAAGAUUUCAACAUGUAUUCCAAAAAAACCUUGAAUAUUCAUGACCUGGUUGUGGGUCACUGAACACUUUGUGAUGGGAAGACUAAUUGAAACCGUGAAAAUAAAUGUUUCUAAGUGGAAACUUCGCUCUUAAGCCAUUGCAAAUCGGAGAAAUCAUGUCAAAUAACGAAAUAAUGUAAUUUUUUUACUUUUACUGGAAAUCGAGUGAGAAAAAAGCCGACGAGAAAACGACCUUAUUUCAAGAUGGAAUCUGCUAUGACUGCAAUAUUGCGCGAUGCUUCUGGAAAAAUGCAUCAUGGGAUACUACUCGAUCCUCCUCUGUAUGCAGACUUAUUUUCUGAAAAUUAUCCCAGAGGUUCAUUUUUAGGGCAAAGGCAAACCACACCUACAGACGACUUUCCAGUUGAUGUUAUAGCUUGUAGGACUAAAACCAGCAAGGCUUUAAGCAAUGUUUUGCCUCUGUCUGACAUCCUAAGCCCUUUUGUGUAAAGCAUGAAUCGCAGCCACAAAUCAACGUGAAAAGAGAACAGUUGCUUCUUGAUAACGUAGAGGGUGGGAAAUGAUGUUUAUCGAUCAGCAACUUGCAAAAAUUUUUGGUACAAACAUGCAAACCUGUUUAUGCGCAUGACAAACAGUUGUUUAAGAAGGCGGCUAGAAAGCUUGCAAAGGCUUGAAUAUGGCUGCCCAUUUCCCCUCCAAGUAGGUGGAAAAGUAUAUAUCUUGAUGUUGCAGAAACCAAAAGAUGACAACGCACAUCGACAGGUUAGGAACCAUUAAAGAGAACAUUUUGCUUGUCGAAGAGGACUUUCAAUGGUAUGUUUAACUUUUUUCUAACCAAGUGGUAGGAAAAAAUCUAAAAUGAUACGAAUUAAGUGUAAUUUCAUAUGUUGGAAGGGCUUCAUGACAUGAUAGGAAAUAAACAGUGUUAUUUUGCGUCCACUUUCAAUUCUUUUAUGAGCACACCUGUGAACCAAGAACACAGGCAAAUGUUCUGUGAGGCUAAUGUUAAGAGAAAUAACAGAAUGAAAAUUUGCUGUGGGUGAUUGCAGUACACAUGAUGUCUUGCUAAAAUGAGGUGUAAUAUAAUCCGAAAAAAACUGUUUACAAUGCAUACUCUGAGGUCCCUUCACUUGGCUCUAUUCUGGAAUCAAUGUUGAUAUAUAUUGUCCGCCACCACUCCAAAAAUGGAGGUUUUUGAGUCAAAUAUGUCUAGUUGUCUAGUUUAGAAGUUUAUCUAACCAAAACCAACUAGGGAACCAUGGAGGUAGGUACAGUUUCAAACACUAAACCGAACAGACGUCUAAGAGAUUUUGGCGGACUCUGUGACACUUCACAGGAAUCAAAGUGCCAACAGGAGAUGCUAAAGUUAUAGUAAGUGCGGAUAAGCCUUUUGCUAUCUCAUAUUUAAAAGAAACGAAAGGUUAUGCUGAAAUGCCACUACAACUUCAGCAUGAAAUCACUUGCCUGAUCCAGCACUGUGCAGUCGAUCAGACUGAUUGAAGCUGGACAUCUCAGUUAAUAUUGUUAAGGCAGGUGAAUUUCAGUUGAUUCUGUAAAAUUAUUACUCAAUUUACAUUUGUGGAAACCUUUGUGCUAAAUGAAUGACUUAACCUUGAAAUAAGACUAUGUAGGAAGAGUUUCACACAUUGACUUUGCUUGGACAUUGGGAUAACCUAGAAUAGCACAGUACAGACACAUCUAAACCUCUCAUAUUAUUCAAACCUCAAAUUACUUGUUAAGCAAGUUGGGCUCACAUCAAUAUAACCAACUUAAGUACCGCAGAACUGCCUUCUUGGAGUAUAUCAUUUUAACUACUGGGAUAGAAACAAGGAAGGAUUGCUAGUUCAAUGAAGCCUAAAAAGGGUACUUGGUGCUUGGGAGUUAUAAAUUACGCUGACAGCCAUUACAUUAUCACUUGGGGAGGGGCAAAGUCUUAUAUUUCAACCGAGAGACAGGUUGUGCAGAAAGAGAUGGUGUCCUGUCUCAUUUUGUGGUUUUAGAUAUCAAGGUCAGAAAUUUAUGAGAUGCAAAUGCGGUCGUAAGUUUUCUGCGCCCAUCUCUGGAUCUUUUCUCGAUUUUGAUGUCCUGCAAAAGGCAACUCACUGCAGAAUAAAAAUUAUUCCUUGAAGGGGCCGUUGGAGGGCAUGAUUUAUUAAUAUUGGAGAGGCAGGAAGGGGAAAGUCGACUGUGAUAACUGAGAUCUGUGGAUAAUUCAAAGAGAAAAACUUUUAGGCUGUUUGCUCUACUGGAAUUACGUGUGUAGUGCCCAAAAAAAUACCUUCCCAGGAAGUCCGAAACAAGUGACACUCGAUUCUUUUUUGAGACUUUCCAUGAAGGACAUUUCUAUGAAGUUGUAAUCACGGCAUGUCAUAAUGAUAAAGUUUGCAUGAGGCUUCGGCAAGAUGUUGGUAUCUUGUUUAAUGAGUGCUCCAACGGAAGUGCGAGACUGCUAGAACGUUUUCAUGCUAUAACCCCCCUUCUGAGGUGAGAAAAUGGGACAGGCCGUUUGGAGGUGUUCUAGUCAUUGAUGUGGGGGACGUUCUGUAGCUGAAACCUGUUUAAGACAAUUUUGACGAUAGUACCAUGCUUUACCAAAGCAUUUCCGCACACCAUAGAGCAAACCAUAAUUCACAGGUUGAAGGGGCUUUAACAAAGCUUUAAAUAAUGCUCCGACUAAGAAACAUGGCAGAAACAAUAGGCCUGCGGCAACAGAGACCAUUGCUGUCUGGCGCAAGGAAAAGUCAUCAUUGAAUUAAUUUGAGCUCUUUCAUUGGAUAAAUAUACCGCAAAAUUCAAUCUUUGCACCGCCCACAAAAACUGCUUCCAAUGCCAUUCUUUGCGUUUUCUUUUCCAGAUUGAGAAAAGGGGACAGAUUAUAAAGCAGCUGAAGGAUAACUGAGGAGGAAUACCAAGCGAGAUUCUAGAACCACGAUUAAUCAAGCAGUUUCUCAUUGAAGAGAACAACAGCUAUGAAGAUCUUGUAGAGGAAAUUCAGAAUUAG